AUGAUAAACAAUUUAGAUGUGAGUUAAAGCUAAUAAAAUCAAUAUAAGUAUAGAAAAAAUAGUACAUUAUAUUUUAAAUCGAAAUUCAAAUAACCACCUCAAGGGAUAUUUGAUCAGAUAACACCUUCUUAUGGUUUAGGAAUCGGGAUUUAUUUUGAUCUGAUUUAGCAACUAUUUGGAAUUUUUCUGGUUAUUUUUAUAGUAUCCAUUGGAUGCUUGUAUCUAAACAUUAAUGCAAAUGGAAUAUAUGGGGAGUUUAGGCUAGAGCUUGAUGUGCUAACUUUGGCUAAUAUGCCAAUUAUUGUAACAAACAACCCUGAUAAUAAAUCUGAUACUUAAAUGAGGAUGAAUAUAUAUUAUAUCAUUGAUUGUGCUUACACUAUAAUAUUCUUUAUUUAUCUUAUUUAUGCAAGAGUAAGCACAUACAAAAAGAUUGCUAAAAUUAAAGAAAUUUCAGAUUCUAUAAAAUAUUUUACAGUUCAAGUAACUGGUUUUCCAGACAGUAUAAUUAAUGCUUAUGAAAUUAAAAGCCAUUUUGAAUAGCUAAAUGAUCACAAGUUUAGUGUAGUGGAGUGCAUUCUUUAAAGAAACUAUCAAGAUACCUUGAAGUAUUAAAGACAAAAGUUAAAUUUGCAACAAUAAUUAGAAAUCGAAUUAAACAGAAGUGAUUUGUUGUAAGAAAAAACUGCUGAAGAAGUAUAGAUAAGAGAUGAAAAAUUAGAGUAUUUAAAGCAACAAAUUUAAGAAGUGGAUGAAAAAAUAAAAAAAUAUAUUAACACUAAUCUCUCUAAUGAAGAACUAUCUUCUGUGAAAGCUUUUGUUACUUUUUCUGACAGAAAAUAAAGAAAAUAUGCCCUUAAUUUGUAUGAAAAUUGGGGAGGAGUUUAAGAUCCUAGCUUAAAAUAUAAAAAUAUGCAUGCUCUUAAUGUUUACAAAGCUGAAGAUCCAUCUUGCAUAAUUUGGGAAAAUCAGGAUUCUACACUCCCUGAUAUUUAUGCUUACAAAUGUUUAUCUCUAGUAGUUGGAAUUGUUAUGACUAUUUUAUUUUUAAUAACUUUUCUAAUUUUCAGCUCUUACUACAAAGAUACUUGGAGAGUAGACUGUUAUGAUUGUAUUUAAAAUCUAACUAUGAAAAGUUCAGAUCCAAGGUAUGAAUAGUGUGUGUGUAUGUCAAAUUCUUCUUUCAAGCAAGAUCCCAAUGUUACUUGCUAGUCUUCGUAUUCAGUAUCAGUGCCAAAUACAAUCUUUGGAUUAAUUAUGUCAAUCCUUUUAUUCUUUACUAGGAUAUUUAUGGAGAUUUGUAUUAUAAAGGAGAAACAUAAUUCUGUAGUUUAAAAAGAAAAGAGCAUCUUUUUGAGUCUAUUUUUUUGGACAACCCUCAAUUCUAUACUCUUUAUAUUUUUUUUCCACUUUACAUUUGGUACAGAGCCUGUAAGCUUGCAAAAAUACUUUUCUUAUGUUACUCCUUUCAAAAAUUCCUAAGAUAUGAUGCUAAUAUUAUUUCCUUCUGAUGUUGAUAGAAAUUGGAUUAUAAAUGUGGGUUACAAAAUUACUCUCAUUAGCUUAUUUAACUCCCUCUUUCCAUAAAUUGUAACAUUAGCUAUUAAUUUAUCUGUAGAGUGGUUUAAGGAACAGAAGCAAGAGAAAAAAAGAAUUGAUUUUAUCAUAGAUAGAAACCCAAAUUUAAAUCUUAGAAAAGAUCAUCCUGAAUUAAACAAAAAUACUGAAUUUUCUCUUCCUGAUAGAUAUGCAUAAGUUGCAUUUACAUGCUACCUUGGCUUUAUUUUUGCAGGACCAAUACCAAUCCUUCUCUUGGUGGCUGCAUUGUCUUUAUCUUUUUAAAUAUUUUUUGAUAGGUACAUGCUAAUCAGAUACAAUAGUUUUGAUGUCAUUAAAUAUUAAAGGCUUGAAGUGGAAUACUCAAAAUUAGCUAUACAUUUUCUUAAAUGGAUGCCUUGGUGUAUCGUAUUGCAUUUAUUAUUUUCAGUUUACUGUUUUGCUUCGCCUUCUAUAUUUCCUAAUAUUUAAGCUCUAAAUAUUAUCUUAACUGACUCCUAAAUGCCAAAUUAAUUUGUACAAAGACUUGCUAAAUCAAUAAUAUUAUCUGGCUUACUCGGAUUAAUCUUAAUUAUACUCUUUUUUACUGACAUACUUAAAUGUAAUAAAUGCCUUAAGAAGAAGAAAAAAUAAGAUACUUAAAUUUAUGAUGAGGAAAAAGUAUGUACUCAAGAUAUCUACAUAAACUCUCUUAAAAAUAUUUAAGAUUAAGGUAAACUUAUAACAUAUGAUAUUUCUGAAAAUGAGGACUAUGUAGAUAUAAUAGAUUUGAUAAACUAAGAAUUCUAAAAAAUUUCACAUAAGAAUAAACUAGAGGAAAUAAGUAAAGACCAAAUAGAAAUGUAUGUGAAUCAAAUGACUGAAAACCUUAACUAAUAGAAUUUAUAAAAUACUAACAGAUUACCAUAAUAAAAAAGCAACAUAUUUAACACCAAGAGUUAGAGAGAUUAUAAAUAGAUUUUUGAAAAAAAAUUCCAUCCGAACAAUUCUCAAUUACAUGAAUCAAACAUUAAAAUAGAAUAACCAGGUCUUGAUAAUUCAAUAGUUAAUCCUAAUAAUUUAAGUUAAAUUUAAAACAACGAAGAAGAUCCUAUAAUUAAUUAGAAUCAUAAUUAAAGUAUAGAUUUAGGAAAAUCAAAAGAAGCCUUUAAUCAAAACGAUAGCUAGAAAAAUUCUUUAAAUAAUCAACAAGAAUAGAGUUAAAUAUAAAAUCUCAAAAACGUCAGAGAAAGCGAAAAUUCUUCACCAAAAAAAGAUACUAAAGAAAGAAAAAAGAAGAAGAAACUAAAGUUAGCAGAUAAUGAAAUAUAAAAUUUAAUAAAAGACUAUCAAUGA
Tetrahymena thermophila SB210 is the source of this 2892-nucleotide messenger RNA. Its product is annotated as transmembrane protein, putative. Lineage: Eukaryota; Ciliophora; Oligohymenophorea; Hymenostomatida; Tetrahymenidae. Gene Ontology annotation, cellular component: plasma membrane. The transcript has 5 exons. The record is from RefSeq and is a predicted model, not a curated record. Gene Ontology annotation, molecular function: calcium-activated cation channel activity.